CUCCGCCGGGCUUGCGUAGGCUGCGCGCUCGGGGUGGGAGGGGCGCAGCACCGCGUCAGGAGCCGCUGCUGUCCGGGUCAGCGGGCCAGGCCGCCGUUGGUCACUCCUGCAGCCCGCCUGCUGGGCAGGGCCGGCCCGGCCCGGCCAUGGAGUCCUACGACAUCAUCGCCAACCAGCCCGUGGUCAUCGACAACGGUUCGGGGGUGAUCAAGGCUGGCUUUGCAGGAGACCAGAUUCCCAAAUACUGUUUCCCAAACUAUGUCGGACGCCCCAAACACAUGCGGGUGAUGGCUGGAGCCCUGGAAGGGGACCUCUUCAUUGGACCAAAAGCAGAGGAGCACCGGGGGCUGCUGGCCAUCCGCUACCCCAUGGAGCACGGCGUGGUGCGGGACUGGAACGACAUGGAGCGCAUCUGGCAGUACGUCUACUCCAAGGACCAGCUGCAGACCUUCUCCGAGGAGCAUCCUGUUCUUCUCACGGAAGCUCCGCUCAACCCAUGUAAGAACCGGGAGAAGGCGGCAGAGGUGCUCUUUGAGACCUUCAGCGUGCCAGCCCUGUUCAUCUCCAUGCAGGCCGUGCUUAGCCUGUAUGCAACAGGACGCACGACGGGAGUCGUUCUGGACUCAGGGGAUGGGGUCACUCACGCCGUCCCCAUCUACGAGGGCUUUGCCAUGCCGCACUCCAUCAUGCGGGUGGACAUUGCCGGCCGCGACGUCUCCCGCUACCUCCGGCUGCAGCUGCGCAAGGAGGGGGUUGACUUUCACACCUCGGCAGAGUUUGAGGUUGUCCGGACCAUCAAAGAGCGGGCCUGCUACCUGUCCAUCAGCCCGCAGAAGGAUGAGGCUCUGGAGACAGAGAAGGUGCAGUACACCUUGCCAGACGGCAGCACCCUCGACGUGGGGCCAGCGCGUUUCCGGGCCCCCGAGCUGCUGUUCCAGCCAGACCUGAUAGGGGAUGAGAGCGAGGGGCUCCACGAGGUGCUGGCCUUCGCCAUCCACAAGUCUGACAUGGACCUUCGCCGGACGCUGUUCGCCAACAUCGUGCUCUCCGGUGGCUCCACACUUUUCAAAGGCUUUGGCGACCGAUUACUAAGUGAAGUAAAGAAGCUUGCCCCCAAAGACGUCAAAAUCAAGAUCUCAGCCCCUCAGGAAAGGCUGUACUCCACGUGGAUCGGUGGCUCCAUCCUGGCCUCGCUGGACACUUUUAAGAAGAUGUGGGUAUCCAAAAAGGAAUAUGAAGAGGAUGGCUCCCGGGCUAUUCAUCGUAAAACCUUCUAGUGCCCAAGGAGGAAGGUGUAGCGUUGGGAAGAUGGGAGGAAAGGGGAGCCAGAGUCCUUAACCCUUUCUGGUCCGGUUCACAUACUAGGCCUCGGGGCCCCCUGCAUGCCCUGAACCCUCGGCAAGUGGUGCAACAGUGCUUCCCUGCAGCCCUCCCCACACACACACGCACACACAGUAACAUUAGCUGCAUGGAUGGGAGGCUUGAGCUGGAAGAUGGGAAUUGAGGGGCCCAGCUUUGGGCGGUUCUGGGUGUCCCCCUUGGCAGAACCAAUUAGGCCCAUGACUCUCUGCUGCCCCGAGCUCCAAGGCCAGACACCCAAAUACCCCCAUUUUCUCCGGCAGGGCCAGGUGCCUGGAUGCCUGUAUACUAGCCUUGCGGAGUGGGGUGGAGGAGGGGGUGCCACUGCUUCUCAUGCCACCUCCUCUUCCUGACCCAGCAGAGCAGCCCGGAGGGCCACACCUAGGCAUCCCUGACCCUUUCACACUCUGUUCUCCCAUCUUUCUGGAUGGGUGCCUUGGUGUAGACUGAGUUCUUGUCAGUCUUCUUCCGUCCCCCAUAAGGAGUCUGGACUGGGGUCCGACCCUUUGGAGCCAGAGCAGAGGAUGCACUGGGUUUGGGCGGCCACAGCGUGUUGCGUUCUCCCCUUCAAAGCACUUCAGUGACUUGCUGCUUCCUGUCCUUUACACCAGUACCUGGGAUAGGAAGGGUGAAUGGUCUUCAUUUGUUGAAGGGAAGCCACUUAAUCACAAGUCAGACCUAGUGGGGGUGAGGAGGGCACACUUCCUCCUCCCACCUCUCCCACAGAAGAGGUCUUCAUUUACCUUGUGGCCAGGACUCCCAACUCCCUCGCCCACAAAUGUACAAUAAUUUAACACAGUUGCCUGAAAAAAAUUUUUUUGUAAAUCAUUAUAGUAAUAAUUAUGGACAAGGCCCAGUGUAUGGCUCUGUUUUCUUGUGGUUCUUUGCACUGUUGUUUGCUCAUCCAUCCCUGAGGACCAAAGCAGCACGGCACUGGCUGUAGCUCAGAAGCCUGAGAUUUCAGUGGUUGGCGGGGCAACGUGGCACGGGAGGCCCCAGGAGGCUGGGCUCUCAACCUGGUGGCUGAAUUCCCCAGCCUCUUUACACGCUUGCUGCAGUCUGCCAGGAGAACAGGCUGCCUUUCUCCCCUUUAUUCUUGGAUGGGGCCUUGUGGCAGGCGGGGCUGGGGCUGGGUGCAUCCACCUCACCUGUUCUGUUUGAGCACCUCUGCUGCCUGGCUCAGAUGUAGCUGAGGCCAAUAGACCAAGCCCGAACUGAUACAGGAUCCAAGUUCAGCCAAGUCAGGAAGGGGGAUGAUGGGAGAGAUGUAGAAGGCUGUGUCGAUGAGCUGGGCUCUGAGAGAGUAAGCUGAGCAGCAAGGAGAGGAAGGGCAGUGGACGGAGAGGGAGCAGUGAGAAGUGAGUUGAGAGUGUCUACCCUCUCCUUCCUCAUCAAGUACUUACAUCAAGAACAGCUACAGUAUGUCCAGGAGGUGCCUUGUGUUUGGAGCCAGCGGUAAACAAGACAUACCUUUGCCCCUAAAAACACAGAUCAGGGGAGAAAGAUAAACAGGGCAUUUCAGUACAGAGCUGGGGGGCCAAGGGGAGGGGCAUCUAAGCCAGCAGGUGGGGCAGGCGGACUUGCACAGGUGUAGGAGGGGUUAGCCAGGUAAAGAGGGGGUGUUCCUGGGAGAGGUAAGAGUUCAAGGAGACGCCUGGGACCGGUGGGGCUAGAAAAAAAGGACAUGGGCCCAAGCGGGGCUAAGGCGCAGGGCAGCGUGAGUGGUCUCUGGCUAUAAUGUGAGGUAAACCAGAGGGGUAAGUUGGGGCCAGCAUGUAGGGGGCCUCGGGAGGGUUUUUAGCUGUGUCCUGAGUGAUGGGCAGUCAGUCAGGGGCGCGUGGUUAUCGUAGCUGUGUGUUGAAGGCAAUGGACUUGGUGGGGCCGAGGGAGGGCCCGGAACUCAAGAGAUCAGGCAGGAGGAGAGACGUCACUGAGUCAGGCCUGUCUUCAGAGAACAUUUUGUGAGGCUUUGUGGUCACAGCGUGCCUGUCCCCAAGGGGGAAACAGAACUUACAGAGAAACCUUUGUUUGGGAUUCUGUUUAUGGUACCACUUUCUCCCAAGCACACAGGCUUAGAGCCUUGUCACUUUGCCUUCUCCCUCCUCUUACCUUCCCCACAUUCUGUCAGUUGCCAGGUUCUGUUGGUUCUGUAGCGCCUUUCCCACCUGGUUUCUUUUCCACAGUAGCCACCGCCACCACCCUAGCUCAUGACCACAGCUCCAUCCUCCCCACCCAAUCCAUUUGCCCUUGGAUCCAAAGCCCAGAUAGCCUUGGUUCUGCCACUUCCUAAUCCAAAAUGUCAGGCGGUUCUCCACUGCUCGGUGAAAUAAAACUGAACUGAUGCGAAACUGCUGGUGAAAUUGCCCUCAUGAGCUAUGCAUUGUUGCGUUUAAUUGUGGCCCUUUGGAGUCUUGUUCCUUCCCUGUGUUAGGCUUAGGCAUUGUCAUGCCCUGAUUUGCCUGCCAGCCUCUACUCAUGGUCUUCUGUCUGCUGGGAAUGACUUUCCCUAAUGUCUGUCAAAAUCCCAUCCUUUAAGGCCGAGCAACACUCUCCCUACUCCCUCUCCUGCAGGGAUGGUGUGGUUACAGAGCUCUAGCCCUGCUGGGUUUCACACUGUUGGAAAAAAAGCUACAGAUGAGAAGGUGAUAAGGCUAGAAUGAACCCUGUGGUGCUGGAUGGGGAUUGGAGGUAGUAUGAACUCAUGGCUUUUAUCAUACAUACAGAAAGAUACUGAAGUAAAUGGGUUAGAAUAUAUGUGUGUAUAUUUCUUAGCCCUGUCUGCUCAGAGGGCCUAGAGACAAUGACACGCCAGUGGCAAUAAGCACAUAUAGUAUCCAGAUCUUGGUUUCUAAAUACCAUUCUUCAAUAAAAGGAACCAGAGGUCCUUGGAGAAAUCGCAGACCUGGGGCAGAGAAAGUAUAAAAUGAGCCUAGCCUACAAUAUCCUGUGGUACUGUAAAGGAAGAAAGUGCUCAAAAAAGAAGAUGGCCUCUCUAAAGGACUUGGGAAACAACUUGCAGGAGCACCCAGUGGUCAAAUUUGUAUUAUACUGGAUUAUAUUUGUACUAUACUGGAUUAUAUUUGUAUUAUGCUGGAUUAUAUUUGUAUUAUACUGGAUUAUAUUUGUAUUAUACUGGAUUAUAAGUCAUAGAAUAAAAUAGUCAUGAGUCCA
Delphinapterus leucas (beluga whale) is the source of this 4530-nucleotide messenger RNA. RefSeq names its product actin related protein 1B (gene ACTR1B). The record is from RefSeq and is a predicted model, not a curated record. NCBI's taxonomy places the organism in Eukaryota, Metazoa, Chordata, Mammalia, Artiodactyla, Monodontidae.